AUGUUUUCUGUUAGGAUUGUAGAUGGAUUUUACGUGGGAAAACCUAUAGAUGGCUUAGAUAUUUUGUUUUCUAAAUUUCGCGAGGCGAAUGUUAACCGUGUUCCAGUUUUGAGGAUAUUUGGCUCAACUCCUGGUGGACAGAAAACUUGUGUUCAUAUUCAUCAAGUAUUUCCUUACUUAUACAUACCUUACGAUGGAACUAAACCCACAGAUAAAUAUCUGAAACAAUUUACGACAAGUGUAGACUUUGCUGUUCAAGUUGCGUUUGGUAGAACAUCAUCUUCUAUGAAAUAUGUUCAUAAAACUGAAAUUGUUAAAAAAAUACCAUUUUAUGGUUAUCAUGAGAACGAAGAAGAGUUUAUUAAGAUGGAGUUGUACAAUCCAAGAAUAAUUCCCAAACUUGUUGAUCUUCUUCAGAAUGGAGCUAUAUUGAACAAGUCAUUUCAACCACACGAAGCUCAUGUUCCUUAUAUUCUACAGUUUCUAAUUGAUUACAAUCUUUAUGGUAUGAACUUACUUCAUGUAAGAAAAGUUCAUUUUAGAGGAAUUUCUUCAAAAACAGAUAAAAAUCUUUCAUAUAAUAAUAAAUCAAUUCCACUUCAUGGUUCAUCUCCAAAUUCAUUUCUCAAUUUUCCUUCAUCUCAACACUGGAAUGAAGACACUAUUCCUAGAAAUUUAUGCCUGGAUCCUACUGUGAAAAAAGUCAGUCGUUGUGAACUUGAAGUUGAUGUAAUUGCUGAAGACGUCUUGAAUCAAAUAAAUGUUGAAAGCUGUAUUGGUCAUAAUCCUGGUAUAACUGCUAUGUGGGAAGAUGAAAGACAACGAAGACGAGAUAUUGGACUAUCUUCACAAGUUGCUCUUCCUGUUUCACAAGAAGGUAGUGAUGAUGAACAUGAUGAAGAUAUUGAUGAAGAUAAAGAAUCAAUAUUAAUGUCACAGCCAUUUUGGAAAGAUGAUGAAGAGGAACAUGAUUCCCAAAGUUCGGAGGAUGAAGAGGAAAUGGACUGGAAACCACCUUUGCCUAUGCCUCAAGUGGAUGGUCCUGGUGAUGAUGAGGACUCUGCAGGACAUGGUAGCACGUGUACAACUGUAUCACGUGGUUUUAAGGAUAAAAAUUGGAAAAUAAAAAUCGAGUAUGACGACGACAAUGAUUUUCAAAGUAAAGAAAAAUCAAAAAGUAAAAAUUUAAAGAAAUGUAAACGAGGUGGAAGAAAAAGAAAAAUUGCUCAACUUAAUGUGUUUGGUGGCUGUCAUAAAACUCAAAAUGACGUUGAUACAUCAACACACAUUUCUUCUCGGCAAAUGAUGACGAAUGCCAAUGAACGUCGAGAAACGAUGACACCAACAAGUCCAUUUCGAGGAAGUAAGAACAAUGUUAAUGAAGAAUUCCCUGAUUUCCAUUCAUUUUAUCCAUCAAAUAAACGAGGGCGAUCUGGGAAGAGUAAUUCUAUGGGUUCUAAAACAAAUACAAUGAAAAACGUGAAGAUGAUGGAUAAAGAAACUGUUUCUAAUGAUUUAAAAAAAACAUCAAAAGCAAAGAACAAGAUGUCUGGAUUAAAGAAAGGAAAUGAGAUAUCCCGUAAUCUUGGCGUUUCUAAAAAUGUCAGAGAACUUUUACGUUGUACAGAGAACGAUUCUAGUGGAUCUCAAACGUCAGAUUUUGAACUUUGGUUAAGCGAAAGUUCUUGUGAUGAUCACGAUGAUGAUGAUUUUAAAGCAACUUUCAUCAAAAAUUUUCAUCAAAAUAAAGUAUUUCAAGGCUCGUUUGGCAUAAAUGAGGCGAAUGAAUGUGGGAAAAAUAAUUUGAAGACGAGAACCAAACUUAUGUCGAAAAAAUCAAAUGUUUGCUCAAAUGAAUGUAUGGAAACUAGUUCUGUGUCUUGUAAGAAAAAUCUCUCUGACUUAUUUGAUCCUGACAGUCAUGGCCCGAGCACAACUUCAACUUUAGGACAAGAAUCUUGUUUAUAUGGAAAUAGUUUUACAAAUAUUUUGAAAGGAACAAGAAAAUCAGAAAAGUCUCCCUGUUUACAGUUUACUUUAAAUGAAACUGAAAAAGUGGUGACCAAAGACGAUAGUUCAUCUUGUCAUAAUGCUGUUUCUCUUAACAAGAAAUCGAUUGACUUGAAUAGAAAUGAUGUCAAACGCGACGCGGAAGUGUCUUCAAUUGUUGAGAAAAAUCCAAGUCAAGAUGUCUUACAAAUGGACGGAAAAUAUCGUGGUGAUUUGAUAACUUUUCAAAAUGAAAAUGUUUGCAAGAAUUUAGUAAAAGUUCUGGGAUGAAUCAAAUAAGUUUAUGUAAGGAUAACGCUGUCCAAAAGUACAAUGAA
Molecule: messenger RNA, 2327 nt
Organism: Xenia sp. Carnegie-2017
Lineage: Eukaryota; Metazoa; Cnidaria; Anthozoa; Malacalcyonacea; Xeniidae
Biological process (GO): double-strand break repair via homologous recombination; error-prone translesion synthesis
Cellular component (GO): nucleus; zeta DNA polymerase complex
Molecular function (GO): DNA-directed DNA polymerase activity
Source: RefSeq, a predicted model, not a curated record